Pecten maximus is the source of this 2009-nucleotide messenger RNA. Its product is annotated as O-methyltransferase MdmC-like. The record is from RefSeq and is a predicted model, not a curated record. The transcript has 7 exons. The coding region runs from base 223 to 1053 and encodes 276 amino acids. Gene Ontology annotation, molecular function: O-methyltransferase activity; S-adenosylmethionine-dependent methyltransferase activity. Lineage: Eukaryota; Metazoa; Mollusca; Bivalvia; Pectinida; Pectinidae.
UGACAUCCCAGAUAUAGUCAGUCACAAUCAGUCGCGGUAAAAAUAUGUAACGUUGAACCCCACGGAAUACUAUUCGAUAACAUGAUCCCAUAUAUAUCCAUCCACUUUGUACUACAAGUGCCUGGUACAUCACUCGUAAGCCGUGAAUAAACACCUGGGAAGACCUACUAGGGCUACUUAGCUGGAGCUCACACAAAGAAUACUUUUAAACCGAAAACGAAAAUGGCACAAAGUCCUGUUAAGCGUCACCUUGUGAAAUUACUAGAGACGGCAAAAACCCGAGGAGUUCCGGAAGACAUCCAGACACAAAUACAGACUUGUAUAGACUGUGCCAAUGCACUAGAUGACUACUGUGACACGAUAACCAGCCCGUCCAGCGAGGCAAUGAAAAACCUCAUCACCGAGACGGAAACCCAUCCCUGGAAACAGGCUCAUGACGAGGGCAAGACACAAUGGAUGGUGUCGUCUAGGAUGUUAUCUGGCGCCUUGGAGGGUACAUUUUUGAAGACACUCGCUGGCAUGUCCAACGCCAAGCGAGUACUGGAAGUCGGCCUCUUUACCGGAUGUGGGGCACUGGCCAUGGCGGAGGCACUUCCGGCUGAUGGAAAAGUUGUCACAUGUGAACUAUCAGAGUAUGUCGGAGACGUUGCGAGGAAAUUGGUUGACCAAUCGCCACACGGGAAAAAGAUUGAUAUAAUGAUUGGUCCAGCUGCAGAAAGUAUUCAACAGUUAGCUACAGAAGGACAGCAGUUCGACAUGGUCUUCAUUGAUGCCAACAAAGAAGGUUAUAUAGACUAUUACAAGAUAAUUAUGGACAAUGAUAUGUUGACACCCCGAGGGACUAUACUGAUAGAUAACGCCCUACACGGGGGCCAGGCCUACUUACCCAAGGACAAGCUACAGCUUGAUGAAAGUCGGAUUGCUCAAAGUCACGUGAUGCGGGAGUUCAACGACUACGUCUACAACGAUAACAGGGUUAACCAGGUGAUGGUGCCUAUCCGUGACGGAGUUAUGAUGAUCAGAAGAAAGGAGGCGUUCGAGGGGGAAGCCUAGGUUUGGUAGAACACAUGGAUACUUGGACCAUGGUACAUAGGCGUACAAAAAGACUGUAUACUUGUACGUGAUACUUUUUGACGAGUAAGAGUUCAAAGACAUCAAAGUUCGUGGACAGCGCAAAAUCGUCCAUUUCCAUCACCAGGUAACACCACGUGGAAAAGAUGUGACAAUGUUAUCAUGUCGACACUCUACCAACAACAUGUGACAAAGUUAAAAUGGCAUUGAAACAUUGUACCAACAACGUAUGACAAAGUUACCAUGGCAACACUGUACCAACAACCUCUGACAAAGUUACCAUGGCAACACUGUACCAACAACGUAUGACAAAGUUACCAUGGCAACACUGUACCAACAACGUGUGACAAAGUAACUAUGGCAACACUUUACCAACAACGUCUGACAAAGUUACCAUGGCAACAUUGUACCAACAACGUGUGACACAGUUACCAUGGCAACACUGUACCAACAACGUCUGACAAAGUAAACACGGCAACACUGUACCAACAACCUCUGACAAAGUUACCAUGGCAACACUGUACCAACAACGUGUGACAAAGUUACCAUGGCAACACUGUAACAACAACGUGUGACAAAGUUACCAUGGCAACACUGUACCAACAACCUCUGACAAAGUUACCAUGGCAACACUGUACCAACAACGUCUGACAAAGUAAACACGGCAACACUGUACCAACAACGUGUGACAAAGUUACCAUGGCAACACUGUAACAACAACGUGUGACAAAGUUACCAUGGCAACACUGUACCAACAACCUCUGACAAAGUUACCAUGGCAACACUGUACCAACAACGUCUGACAAAGUAAACACGGCAACACUGUACCAACAACGUGUGACACAGUUACCAUUACGACUCUAUAUUUAAUGCCACCUGUUCAUUGAUACUUUAUCAUUGAAUUUAUUUCUUUUGAAACAAUUAAAAUAUUUUACAGA